UGCGGCUGUACGAAAGGUAUCGCAUUAACUCAAUUCCUCCUUUCCACAUGAUCUCUGCUAACUCCCUCCUAGCCAUCUCAUGGGCGUCGACUUCGACUGAACGAUUGACAUACGGCAUGACAUUGCAUGGACGAGAACGAGCAAACGGGCGUUUCGGCGAUCAAAUGUCUUAUGGAAAUAUCAUGUACCCCUUGUGCCUCUACUUACGAGGUUCAACAUGUUUUGGCGUUGCUGUACCUUUUUAGACACCCGACGAUGCGUCAUCGACGUCAUAUCGGGUCAACGAACCCUUAGUCUCAACGCGAACUUCGCGAUUCAACAUUACAACCGCGUACUGCACAGCUGCAAUUGAAAUGUCUACCAAUCUCUCUCCUCUAAGCAAUAAAACUGAAACGCGAUAAUGGCAGACAAGCUCAUGGACAUAGAGCCCGGCGGGGAAAACACGCAAUACGAAUCAAUUAAGGAAUUCACAAAGCCGCAUAAGAAAGAGAGCGGGCAAUUAGGCGACCCCACCGACACCUCCACUACUCAAUCCACCACCGACAAAUCCGCCCCCAACUCCGCCGGCAUCACGCCCGCCGCCAAGAUCCGCUACGGGCAAGCGCUGCAAGAGGGCGGCAUGGGCGGGCAGACGGAGGGCGGGUUAGCCUCCAACACGUCUACAUCCGCCGGCGGGGCGCGAGAGGCGGAGGACGAAAAGAGCGGGAACGGGGGCGCGAGGGCGGCGCAGGGGUAUGGGAGCGGAAGCGGGGUUGGGGGAUGA
Messenger RNA from Mytilinidion resinicola, 763 nucleotides. RefSeq lists its product as uncharacterized. NCBI's taxonomy places the organism in Eukaryota, Fungi, Ascomycota, Dothideomycetes, Mytilinidiales, Mytilinidiaceae. The transcript is spliced from 3 exons. The record is from RefSeq and is a predicted model, not a curated record. Bases 401 to 763 code for a protein of 120 amino acids.